Messenger RNA from Monodelphis domestica (gray short-tailed opossum), 3316 nucleotides. The record is from RefSeq and is a predicted model, not a curated record. NCBI's taxonomy places the organism in Eukaryota, Metazoa, Chordata, Mammalia, Didelphimorphia, Didelphidae.
CAUUAUUGUUUUUAUAAUCAUUCUGUAGGUCAACAUGAAUCACUGGAAUAUAUUAUUUUCUUAAAAAUGGUUAGUAGUACUGGGCAAUACAGAAUUCACUACCAUUCUUGGUUUUAGAAAAAGGCCUGUAAAAUUAAUUAGUUAAUUAAAGAGUAAUUAGUUAUUCUAGGUUUUUAAAAAUAAGAUCUUCAGUCAAGAGACAGAAUGACAAGAAUAUUGAGUAGGUCAGAGGGAUAGAAUUCCCAGAACCCCCAAGGAGAGGGCAGUUAGGAGUACCGGACUCACUCUCUGGGAAGCUUACUGUCGGAGAGGAGGUGUCUGGGCUUUUCCCGAGAUGCCUCUGGGAAGAGUAGAGACACUGGACUUUGGCAAGUUAACAGUCAGGGUGGGCUUUUUCUCUGAAAGGGAGAAAACCAGCCAGGAGGUGGCGCUGUCUCCUCAGACGAGAGAAGCCUCACGGUCAGGGGAGGCUGCUGUGGCACGAGCACAAACGGACUUUCAUUAUGACCGAGAGAAAAGUCGCCGGAGGAUUUUGUUCUUAUGGGUCAAGGAAACCCUGUGCUGAAGUCCUUGUAGAACACCCCGGAAGUUAUUCGAGAGAGCAAGUUCGGUCAGGCCGGAUUUUGGCCGGCGAGAGGCUGUCUUGUGACAGGCCGAUUGGCAUCUGGGCUUUUUAGGCAGAAAUCUUAGACUUCAGGGCAGUCUGUUUCCUCCCGUUCUCAUUUCCUUUUCCUUCCCAUUGUCCCUGCUCUUCGAUAAGCUCUAAUAAAGAGGGGUUUCUAAUAGUCUGUCUCCUGCCAACGUUAUCAACUGAAGCUCUCUGUCAGUGACAACUACAUGAGCAAAUCAAGAUCAGCAAUAGUCUGUCAGUCGCUAUGGACCUCUACCAGUCCAAGAUCAAACAGGCCCAAGGGUUGUGGCAGAUAUUCUCAAGAACAGCAUGCUUUGAAGCAUUAUACGACACCAAGAUCAGAGCCCCACUGUUUGGUUCUUAGUUUGUACAACUGGAGUGUGUGGUGUUACUUGUGUGAUGAGGAGGUCCAAUAUAGCAGCUCAGAUCGAUUGGGUCAACUUGUGGAUUAUAUUAGAAAACAAAUCAAUGUCAAAACUUCAAGACAAGCAUCAAAAGAACAAGGGAAAGCUGAAAUUGAAAAUAAAAAAUUAGAAAAAGACAGUAAAAAUGAACAGGAGAGAGAGAAAAAGGAAAACAUGACAAAAGAAAAUUCUCCAUUGAAUGCUGCUGCUCACAUGACUGUGAAAGGACUCAGUAAUUUGGGGAAUACGUGUUUCUUUAAUGCAGUUAUGCAGAAUUUGUCACAGACACUAGUACUAAGAGAACUGUUGAAAGAAGUAAAAAUGUCUGGAACAAUAGUGAAAAUUGAAUCACCUGAUUUGUCCCUAACAGAACCUCUAGAAAUAAACCUUGGGCCUCCAGGACCUCUUACUUCAGCCAUGUGCCAAUUUCUUAAUGAGAUGCAUGAAACCAAGAGGGGAAUUGUGACACCCAAAGAGCUAUUUUCUCAGGUCUGUAAAAAAGCAGUGCGGUUUAAAGGCUUUCAGCAGCAAGAUAGUCAGGAGCUGCUUCGGUAUCUCUUAGAUGGAAUGAGAGCAGAAGAAAUCCAGAGAGUGAGCGCCGGCAUCCUUACAGCGCUGGGCAGCCCCACCGGAAAGCCGGAUGAAGACCUGAGAAGGAGGAUUAAAGAGCAUGAAAGAAAGAAGUCCAUGCCGAGCUUUGUGGAUCGAAUAUUCGGGGGCGAGCUGACGAGCACGAUCAUGUGUGAGCAGUGCAAAACCGUCUCGUUGGUUCACGAAUCCUUCCUUGAUUUGUCUCUCCCCGUUUUAGAUGAUCAGAGUGGGAAAAACAUAAAUGAUAAAAAUAUCAAAAAAACAAAAGAAGAUGAAAGUAAAGACAGUGAAGAAGAGAAAGAUAACAAUAUUUAUAUGAAAAAGAAUACUAUUCCUCCUUAUACAAGUAAGCACUGGCAGAAAAAAGCAAAGAAGCAAGCCAAAAAGCUGGCAAAGAACCAACGAAGGCAACAGAAAAUGCAAGAAAAGACGAUUCAGCUCAAUAACCUCUGUAUGAAUGACAAGCCUGAAGAACAUCCGCACGUUAAUGACGCUUUGCCAGAGGAGGAGACAGACGAUGACUCCAACAGCUUCUCACAAGAGGAAGAAAAGUGUCAAGAGUCCUGCUCCAAUCAGGAAGACAUAAGCGACAGGGAGAGCCCCGUGGAAGCUCUGCCCGGAAAUGCAGGCGAGGCCGACCUCCCUCGUGCUGCCUUUUCCAUCGAGCGUGCCGGGGACUUCAAUGGCGCGUCUCUCGGGGGGGACAGCGAGGACGAGGAGGACCUCGCCGGGGACCUCGGACAUCUCCAGCUGGACCCGCUUCUGGAACCUGAUGAAGGGAACGGGGAGCUCUUGAACGACGGCUGUCCCGUCGGGGCGAAGAUCUACGAAGUAGUCCACGACGUUCCAGAGACUGCUUUUUGUACCCUCGCUCCCAGGGAAGCUGCGGACACGGACGAAGGCUCCAUCCAUCACUGCUUGUAUCAGUUCACUAGUAACGAGAAGCUGCAGGGUUCCAACAAGCUGCUUUGUGACGUUUGCACCCAGAGGCAGCGGCCUGGUCCAAAGGCGCACAGUAAAGGGGAAAAGAAGUGUGUUUACACGGACGCCAAGAAGCAGAUGCUGAUCUCUCAGGCUCCUCCCAUCCUAACUCUUCACCUAAAGAGGUUUCAACAGGCUGGUCUGAAUCUAUGCAAAGUUAACAAGCACAUAAAGUUUCCAGAUGUGAUAGAUUUGGCUCCGUUUUGUACCAUAAAGUGUAAGAAUGUUGCUGAAGGAAAUACAAAAGUAUUGUAUUCUUUAUACGGAGUUGUUGAACACAGUGGUACUAUGAGGUGGGGACAUUAUACUGCCUAUGUGAAGACAAGAACUUCAAAUAGUCAUCUUUAUAAUCUUGUUCUUGAUGGAACUAGUCCACAAGAAUUUGAAAAUGAAUCAACGAAGGGGCAGUGGUUUCAUAUCAGUGAUACACAUGUACAAGCUGUGCCUGCAUCUAAGGUUCUAAAUUCACAAGCUUACCUCCUGUUUUAUGAGCGAAUACUUAAUAAUUAAUCUGAAAAAGAAUUAUACCCCAUAUUUGUUUGGUUUUUUAAUUUAAAAGAAAAAAACACAGUAAAAGACUAUUUGAAUCAUGUUCACAUAAAUUUGAAUAUUCCAGAAAAAUCAUGUGACCUGAAAUGCUGCAAGGAAAAUGCUAAACAAAAUGUUUCUGUGGUUGAGAGGAAAAUAAAGAUACCAUUUACUGGUUUAA